CCACGCGCCCGUCGCGUCCCCCCUCCCCCCCCUCCCCACCCUCCAAGUCCAAGCGGCGAGAGCGGAGAGCUAGCGACAGCGAGGGCGGGAGCACGAAGGCGAAUCCCCAUGGCGACGGACGGCGAGCAGCAGCAGGCGCAGCCGGCGGAGGAGGUCGUGUCCGUCGAGAUGCCCGCGCCCGAGGGGUGGACCAAGAAGUUUACUCCCCAGAGAGGAGGAAGAUCUGAGAUUGUUUUUGUUUCACCAACUGGAGAGGAAAUUAAGAACAAGAGACAACUAAGCCAGUACCUAAAGGCACACCCUGGAGGCCCUGCUGCUUCUGAGUUUGAUUGGGGAACUGGUGAUACCCCAAGACGUUCUGCUCGCAUUAGUGAGAAAGUCAAGGUUUUUGAUAGCCCGGAAGGUGAGAAGAUCCCGAAACGCAGCAGGAACUCAAGUGGCCGAAAGGGCAAGCAGGAGAAAAAAGAGGCCCCUGAAACUGAAGAAGCCAAAGAUGCUGAAGCUGGCAAGAAUGCAGAGGAGGCCCCUAAUGAAGAUGCCGCCACGAAGGACACUGAUGUGGAGAUGAAGCCUGCUGAAGAGGUGAAAGAGGCUCCUACUGGAACUGAAGACGCGGAGAAGUCUGCUGACAAGGCUGAUGCUCCUGCUCCAGCACCUGCAGAAGAAGAAAAGAAGGAAACCGAGAAACCUGCUGAAUCUGAUGUUGCCCCUCCCACGUCAUUGGAGGAGAAGAAAGACGUGGAGAAGAAAGACGUGGCAGAAGAGAAGAAGGAAGAUGCCAAGCCAGCUGAGCCUGAAGCUCCAGCUCCAGCAAGCAACCCUACUGACAACUCAGCCCCUGCUCCCGCUGAGCCUGCUGCAGCUGCCACUCCAGCGUCUGAAACCAAAUCAGACGCUGCUGCUCCAGCGUCUGGAACCAAACCAGAUGUUGCUCCAGUAGAGAACUCCGCUGACAAAGGCGCUAGCCAGGAGAGCCAGCCGAACGCCGUCAACAACGGGCAGCUGCCGCCCUCCGCGGUGAAGUGCACCUGAACCCGGAACCGGAAGGAAGCCUGAACCCCACCCUUCCGGCGCCGUGUAUCUCAUUUAGGAACAUUUGCAUUCGCGUUGUAAUCAGUCAAAAACGGUGGAUUGGUAAGCAUGUUAAUUAGUCAGUCUGACGCUGCUGGGUGACAGUCGGUAAGUUAAAAGUAGGCUCUGCAUUUUAGCUUUUGGUAUGGCUGGUGUCAGCCGCCGUACAUGUAUCCAUCAUCGACAUCUUCUUGGUUGCAUUGUACCUAACUGUGCAAGUUAAUCUUAGGACAUGUAUACUCUCUGAAUGUCUGUAGACUCUAGUCUGUACCUGUGCUGCGUAUUGUGUAACCUGCAAAACCAGUUGCAUUU
Messenger RNA from Panicum hallii, 1383 nucleotides. Its product is annotated as methyl-CpG-binding domain-containing protein 11-like. The transcript has 3 exons. The coding region runs from base 109 to 1032 and encodes 307 amino acids. Lineage: Eukaryota; Viridiplantae; Streptophyta; Magnoliopsida; Poales; Poaceae. The record is from RefSeq and is a predicted model, not a curated record. Gene Ontology annotation, molecular function: DNA binding.